Messenger RNA from Aspergillus chevalieri, 741 nucleotides. RefSeq lists its product as uncharacterized. Bases 1 to 741 code for a protein of 246 amino acids. The record is from RefSeq and is a predicted model, not a curated record. The transcript has 2 exons. Lineage: Eukaryota; Fungi; Ascomycota; Eurotiomycetes; Eurotiales; Aspergillaceae.
AUGUCUAAAAAUGUCCCAAAAUUCAUGGUUCCACCGGUCAUGACCGCACUGGCUGUGGACAACCAAGUCUUCCUCGCCUCUUCGUUGAAGGGGGAGAAAUACGUCUAUAAGAACAAAAACAAGCAGGUCGUGAUCUUUUCUGACCACAUCAAGGAUGUCGACGAGGCGAAACAGCUGCGAGAAACCAUAGAAACAUGCAUGAGGGACGCGGCCGGUGGCGAUGAAUCCAAGAUGAAGCAACACAGAGCCAAAGGAAACUGUGGAGGGGUUAUGGACGCUUACACAUGGCUACUGGCCCAUGGCGGAGAGCAACUAAGAAACAAAACGCCCAAGCCGGUCAUUGUUGCCUGGAACCGCGAGCGAAAUGAAAUUGCGAAGCCCUGCUCUCAGGGAGAUGAGGGUGACUGGGGAUGCAAGGAUUUCGUGGGCGUGAAAGGCAUGGACUUUGAUAUUGUUCCUGCGAAGACAAAGGGAGCGGCGUACGAUGAAAUUGUCGAAGGAAAGCAUCAUCAGAAGCUCCCAGUCAAGAAUCUCAACAAAGGCGAGGGGGAUGAAGGAAAGAAUGACGACCAAGAAUGUGAGACUGAACAGCCUCAGCAACAAGGGCAGGGAGGGAGAGGUGAACAAGGAAGCCAGCGUGGGAGAGGCGGACAACGUGGAAGAGGCGGACAGCGUGGGGGCAGCGAGCAACGUGGAAGAAGCAAGCAACGUGCUAAGCGGGAAUUCCAGUUUGAGGCUUGA